AUGAGUGACCUUGAGUUUACUUCAAGUCUGCUAGAGGAUGAAGAAGAACAAGAUUCAACUUAUGAUCGUGGAAAGAAGCGAAUGUUUUCUCGUGAAAUACGUUCAAUGUUGUAUGCUUUUGGAGAUGAUGAAAAUCCAUUACCUGAAACUGUUUCCUUAGUUGAAGAUAUAGCAGUUCGACAUAUUAUAGAAAUGGCUAAAAAAGCAUUAAAAAUUGGUAAACCAGGAAAAAUCUCUGUUGAAGAUGUUACUUAUCUCGUUCGACGUGAUCCUAAGAAAUUUUCUCGAGUGAAAGAGCUGCUCUUGCUCAGUGAAGAGCUCCGACGUGCACGCAAAGCAUUUGAAGAAGAUGAGUUUGAUGUGCUUAAAUAA
Messenger RNA from Schistosoma mattheei, 372 nucleotides. The record is from the annotation of a GenBank genome assembly. Lineage: Eukaryota; Metazoa; Platyhelminthes; Trematoda; Strigeidida; Schistosomatidae.